AUGUCCUCGCUGUCUUCCUCCUCCUCCUCUUCGUCUCUCGACUCUCUCGACUCGUUUGACGCUUCCUCCUACUUCUCUUCUCUUGCUCGAAGGCGUCAACAGAAGAAUAUGAGCAUCACUCAGACAUACUACCUCGCUCACACCGCCCGUAGGAAGCUCACUCGUGAGGCUUCCCGGGCGGACCACGACCUGCGACUGCUCGUCGGCCACGCCAAUCUUCUCGAUUCGUUGAUGUUGGAUCUCGCCGAUGCCGAGCAAGAACAGGAACGCUGGUUUAAUCAGACUGUCAACGGCGUGUCCAAGUCGUCGCCGUCACCGUCGUCACCGUCCUCGCCGCUCGCCGAUACAAGACACAUUCAAUGGGCGGACACUAUCGUGGAAGAUCCAGAAGAUGAUUGGGAUCCGGAAGAUCUGUCGGAUGCGGACUCGGAUCUCAGUGAUGACUCCGAUUUUGAUGAGGAUGAUUUCGCGGAGGAGCGCUUCGCCGUUACCACACCCAUCCGGCGACCUACUCAAUCACCCGUGCCUUUCGUGACUGAACGCGAAGUCCCUGGGGACUAUGACGAUGGAUACUCCGACUCUGAAUCUGAAUUCGAAUACGAUGACGCGGAGGAUCUGGCACAUCUCACAUUGACGCGGUCGCCAUCGCGGCAAUCACCGCCUGAUCUCUCCUCAGACUCAGACGAGGAGUCUGAAGACGAUACCAUGCCUCCCUCUCCUCCUCAACAAACACUCGACACAUUUGCGGAUGACGAAAAGCAACCGCAGUCGAAUACCAUUCCACUAGACGCAGACCAAGCAGGUCUGUUCGAUCAAAGAUACUACGCUGCGUCCCAGUCGCAGGGUGCGAUUAUCGAAGCUUACUGA
Molecule: messenger RNA, 867 nt
Organism: Aspergillus chevalieri
Lineage: Eukaryota; Fungi; Ascomycota; Eurotiomycetes; Eurotiales; Aspergillaceae
Exons: 1
Coding region: 1-867 (288 amino acids)
Source: RefSeq, a predicted model, not a curated record